Sporisorium graminicola is the source of this 1506-nucleotide messenger RNA. RefSeq lists its product as uncharacterized. Bases 1 to 1506 code for a protein of 501 amino acids. The transcript is spliced from 2 exons. NCBI's taxonomy places the organism in Eukaryota, Fungi, Basidiomycota, Ustilaginomycetes, Ustilaginales, Ustilaginaceae. Gene Ontology annotation, cellular component: plasma membrane; endosome; clathrin vesicle coat. Gene Ontology annotation, biological process: endocytosis; actin filament organization. The record is from RefSeq and is a predicted model, not a curated record. Gene Ontology annotation, molecular function: phospholipid binding; clathrin binding.
AUGUCUCUGCAGAACAUCUCGAAAUCUGCUGUCCGUGUGGGCAAGAAUUACAUCAAAGGCUACUCAGACGUGCAGGUCAAGGUCCGCGAUGCCACCUCCAACGAUCCUUGGGGCCCUAGCGGCACCCAGAUGAACGAACUUGCGCAGCUCUCCUACAACCAAACCGAGUUCAUCGAGAUGAUGGAGAUCCUCGACAAGCGCCUCAACGAUAAAGGCAAGAACUGGAGACACGUCUUCAAAUCGCUCACCCUUCUCGACUAUCUGCUCCACGCCGGUUCGGAAAACGUCGUGAUCUACUUCCGCGACAACAUCUAUAUUGUCAAGACGCUCAAAGAGUUCCAGUACAUUGACGAGGUCGGCAAGGAUCAAGGCGCAAACGUCCGACAAAAGGCCAAGGACAUCACCAAUCUGCUUCAGGAUGAGGCACGUCUGCGCGAUGAGCGUCGUUCGCGAUCUCACAUGCGCGACCGCAUGUCCAACGGUGGUGAUGACGAUGAGGACGAAAGGAGACGUAGACGCGCAGAACAGGAGCGCAACCGUCGUCGACCCAACAACAACGAAGACGACGAGCUGCGACGUGCCAUCGAAGAGUCGAAGCGCAUGGCGCAGCAGGAGCAGGAUCGUAUUCGUGCCGAGGCAAAGGACGAGGAUGAGCUCCAGCGAGCGCUCGCCCUCUCGAAAAAGGAGGAGGAGGACAGAAUUAAGGCGCUCGAGGAGGCCAACAAGAACGCCCUCUUUGACGACUCGAUCAACCUGGAUGGUCCCAACGCUUAUACCCAGAACCAGCAGGUUGAUUUCUUUGGCAAUCCGCUCGUCGACACGUCGGGCUCGCAAAACUACGGUCUGCAGCCUCAGUACACGUCAUUUAACCCGUACAUGCAGAUGCAGGCUACCGGAUACAACCCUUUCCUGCAGAACCAGCUGCAGCAGCAGGAGCUCAUGCAGCAGCAGUACUUGCAGCAGCAACAAGCCGAGUACCAGCGUCAGCUUGAGCUGCAGCAGGCCGCGGUGCAGUAUCAGAACAUGAUGACGCAGCAGCAGCAGCAGCAGCCGCUUCAGCCGCAGCAGACCUCGUUUGGAUCCAACAACCCGUGGCUUCAGUCUGGCCAGCAGCAGCAGCAGCAGCCGCAGCAGCAGCAGUCGCAACACAAUGUGCCCGUGGGAGAUUUGUUCUCGUCUGCGCCUACGCCUCCUCCUGCGCAGCCUGCGCCGCAACCCGCUCCACAAGCGGAAGCGCAGCCGUCGCCGCAGCAGAAUCGACCCGUCCGUGCCAAGGUCAACGACGACGGCAAGUACAACGAGCUGAACCGUCUGCUUGCGCUCGGCGAUGGCGUUGACACGUUUGGCAACACGGGCGAUAUGAGGAUGGGUCCCAACAUUGCGCACUACAACCAGAUGCGCGCGCAGAAGACGGGGAUGAACUUCAACGCCAACACGGCGGGAGGUCAGCAGGGCGGUGGUGCGGGUGGUGCGGGUGGCGACAACAAUCCUUUCUUUAAGGUUUGA